AUGGCGGCCUUCCAUCGGCUGCCAAGUAUCUCUGCGAGCUGGGCACUGCGCAAAGGAGGGCUCCGGCUCGCGUCUGCCGCGGGCAAUCGCCCGCUGCGGAGCCACGGCGCUGUGAACGUGGGGCUCCUGGCGGCGGCGAUGAAGGCGCCCUUGGCGCGAGGCGAGAGCUGUGCCGUGGAUGCGGUAGGGCCGAUGGCGCAGCUGAAGGCAUUGAAGGCCAUGUUCUUCGCCAGCGAUUACUUGGAGGAGGAGCGCCCCGGCUUCCGCGUCGCCGGCGAGCCGCGGUCGGAGCUCGUCCCCGCCUCGGAGAAUCACCCGGAGACGACGAAGGUACGCCUCGUGCUGUCUUUGGUGCCUGAGUCAGCAUCCCCCCGCAGUGCUGAGGAAAUCAGGUUCGGCAAGGAGAGCAACCCCGGCACCUUAGCGGCCACCAUUGCCCAGAAGAUCAAGCUGCAAGGUCGGGCGACGCUUUCUGCGAUGGGACCCAUACCAGCUUCCAAAGCGUUGAAGUCCGUGAUGUUGGCGCGGCAGUACUUGCACGAGCACCUGGGUGAUGAUGCGAUUCUAGUGGUUCCGGCCAAGCAGGUGCUGCCGCCCCGUCCGAACAAGGAGGAGACGGUGCGACUGCUUCUCGCCUGCCUGCGCGGGCCAAAGAGCCCGGAGCAGUGCGAGGGUGAGAGUUAG
Messenger RNA from Symbiodinium natans, 684 nucleotides. NCBI's taxonomy places the organism in Eukaryota, Dinophyceae, Suessiales, Symbiodiniaceae. The record is from the annotation of a GenBank genome assembly.